AUGGGGAAUCAUCCGACCGUUUGCCGACUCAUGCGGGGCGUUUUCAACCUCCAACCACCGUCGAAACCAAAGCCACCGGUUUGGGACGUCGAACUACUGUUGAGCUUUAUGGACACCUGGGGUCCUUCCGACUCUCUGACCUUGCCACAGACAACAUGCCGUACACUUCUCCUUCUGCUCCUCACGUCGGCCGCACGUAUCGGUGAAAUCGCCGACCUCCAGUAUCCACCUUCCUCCCGCCAACCCCACCGAUGGGAAUUUACCUACGGCCGUGGCCUAACCAAAACCAGCAGACAAGGUCAACACGCACCCACAUUUGUCGUAAAGCCUUACCCACCCAACCACCUCCGCUGCCCAAUCACAGCCCUCACAGCUUACGACAUUCUUACAUUACCCCACCGUCCCGUACCCAGCUCAUUAUUCUUAACCUCCCGCAAACCAUACCGAUCCGCCUCCAAAGACACGUUGGCACGUUGGGUCAAAACGACGAUCCACGCCGCCGGAAUAGACGCCACACUAUACACCGCGCACUCGACAAGAGCCGCCUCCACCACCGCCGCACACACCCGCGGCCUACAGCUUCCGGAUAUCCUAAAAACAGCGCAAUGGACUCGAGCCACAACCUUCUAUAACCACUAUUACCGACCCCCUCCCCAACGCCAAUGUCCUCAGCCGUGCUUGAUCCACAACGUCAAAAUCGCUCUCUGCCCUCGGUGA
This is a messenger RNA of Galendromus occidentalis (western predatory mite), 717 nucleotides long. RefSeq lists its product as uncharacterized. The record is from RefSeq and is a predicted model, not a curated record. The transcript has a single exon. NCBI's taxonomy places the organism in Eukaryota, Metazoa, Arthropoda, Arachnida, Mesostigmata, Phytoseiidae. Bases 1 to 717 code for a protein of 238 amino acids. Gene Ontology annotation, molecular function: DNA binding. Gene Ontology annotation, biological process: DNA recombination; DNA integration.